ACAAAACGUAGACGUGCCCGACCUAUUAACAAUCAUUGCUUCACAAGUGCAAGUAACAAGGAAGUAGUUUGAGUAAACAUUGAAUUCCGUAAAAUGUAUGGGAAAAAUUAAAUAGAAACGGACAAUGACUAAGGACUAACCGGAUCUUGAAUAAAACCAAAUGCACAAGCAAGUAAACUGCAAAUUAGUGUAAGUGUAAAGUGUAAGUGUAAAGUGUAAGUCUUAAGUGUUUGACUGUUUGUGGCUUAUAUUUUUGUAGUUUUAUAGACUUAUUUGUCACUCGUAACUGAAACUGUAGACUGUAGUUUUGUGUAGUUGUUUAAAAAAAAAAGUGUCACUAGACUGCCUGGAUUUCCCCAUCUAUGAUUAUCCAGGAUCUAAUUCUAUCCAUACUAUACAUAGUCCAUAGUUUUCCAUAGAUCUACUUGUACUUACAAAUAAAAAACUUAAUAUACCAUAAUGAAUAAUGGCACAGUAACUAUACCUCGGCCUGUCUUGUUGUAUAAGUUAGUAUAACCUAACUAAUUACUCCCAUAGCCAGCCUAUUGGCUAUAGUUUAUUAUGAUACUUUUUAUAACAGUAUGGGGUAUAGUAUACCUACUCAACCUACUGUCUAACUACUAAUGGUAUUGAAUACAUUAUUUACACAUUAUAAUUAUGAUUUAGACCAGUGGUCCCCAAAUGGCGGUCCGUGGACCUACACCGGUCCGCAUGGCUAACGCUGCCGGUCCCCAUAACAUCUAUAUUUAUUGUCUAUUAGAAAUAAAAGUAUAAAAAUAAAUCAUGCACCGGUCCUUGGUAAAAUUUUGAAACUUGUUCACCGGUCUGCCAAACUUAAACAUUUGGGAACCACUGAUUUAGACCAUUAGGCCUAAUUGACAUUUAGGUAUUUGUUUUCAUUUUCAGUACUGACAUUUAACAGUAUAUAUAUUUUAAUAACUUAACCCAGCUUGGCCAAUCCAAAACAAAUAGGUAAGUUUAGGUUUAGGAAAUAAUACCACUACUAGUUUAAUAUAUUUUUAGGAUUGAAUGCAGCUUAACAACACAAGUUUGUGCUGGGGCUUGCCACUCAUGUUUAAAAUCAAAAUCUACUUAGAAAGUUAGAACGAUUGGCAGAUCUUGUUUGGGGGUUAUCUUUUGAUUUAUAAAUACUAGUGAUAUUUAAAGUUAGUCUUGCUAGACUUACCAAGGGCAACAGUAGCCUAUAAAUUAUUAUUAGCCUAUACUAGUUACCUUAACUUAAGAAGGAUUCCUCAAACUUUUUAAUCAGGGGGCCGAUUUACUGUCUCUUAGACCCUUAGGUCGGCUUCACUGUCCCUCAGACACGUUAGGGCCCAGACUAUUAUUUGGAAAUAUGAUGAAUGAAUUCCUAUGCACACAUAUUGUAUGUAGUAAAAGAAAUGGUAAUAAGGGGCAGAAACUGCAAUCUGGUCAGCAAAAAAGGAAAUGAGUAAAACAAAGUAUGGACAUGGGACAACCUGAAAAGGGAAUGCAACAAAACAACAAAUGUGUCAGCAAGAAGCCUUCAUCAGUGAACAAACAACAGUAAAAACAGAAUUGAAUAAAAAUAACACUUAGCUGAAAUGUAGGGCAGCGAGUGGAAAAUUCUACUUUAUUACUUCAGGAAAUUUUAAGAAAAUAACUGGGGCAUUUAAUGUUCAUUUCACUGAUUAUUCAUAUGUCUGAAUUAACAGAUUAAUUCAUACAUCUGAAUUAACAGAUCAAUUCAUACAUCUGAAUUAACAGAUUAAUUCAUAUUUCUGAAUUAACAGAUUGUUUAAUAUGUCUGACUUAACAGGUUGAUUAAUUCAUUGUUAACUCAAGAAAUCCUUGUAAUAUUUGUAAAUGUAUUAGAAAAUACAAAAAUAGAUGAGGGAAAAACCUGAGAUAAGAUUUAAAAAACAAACACUACUGUCAGCAAAAAGCCUUUCUUCAGCUAACAAAGUCAUUAAAAAUAAAAGUGAGAAAUAUGGCAUUAAAUUUACAGGUUAAUUCAUACAUCUGAAUUAACAGAUUAAUUCAUAUUUCUGAAUUAACAGAUUGAUUAAUAUGUCUGACUUAACAGGUUGAUUAAUUCAUGUGUCUGACUUAACAGGUUGAUUAAUUCAUUGUUAACUCAAGAAAUCCUUGUAAUAUUUGUAAAUGUAUUAGAAAAUACAGAAAUAGAUGAGGGAAAAACCUGAGAUAAGAUUUAAAAAACAAAAACUACUGUCAGCAAAAAGCCUUUCUUCAGCUAACAAAGUCAUUAAAAAUAAAAGUGAGAAAUAUGGCAUUAAGCUAAAGAGUGUACAGAAAGAAAUAGAAAAACAAAAAAGAGAAAGAAAAAACAACAAUCACCCCCUUAUAAAACUUUGUAAAUGUAUGUUGAUAUUUAUAAUUAUAUAUUGAGGUUACAGUAGGCCUACGCUUUAGUCAAGUUUAUACAAAGUUGAUUUUUAAAAAAAUGAUUUCCAGGACAUUCCUGAUUAUUUUUGUGUCUCAUUAGUUUUAUGUUAAAGGAUAUUCAUUUUAAAAAUAUGCCUAGCUGCAUUUCACACUCGCCACAAGCUCCCCAGUGUUUAAAUACGUCAAAUAAAUCUGUGGUAGGUAAACUGUGGCAGUGUACGGAGUACCAGAACGUAUACAAAUUUUAAGAUGUUUCUACUAUCAUUAUCAAGUCUUAUCGUUCUGUGAUUAGUAGUUUAAAUAGUUUACAUAUUUUUCAUAAUUGUAAAGCGCUUAGAGCCGUAAGGUAAGCGCAAUAAAAAAAAUGUCUAAAUAAAUAAAUAAAACUCACCACGUCCAGUCAUAUAACUUGACAAAAACACAGGCCGAUCAGUUCACAAAGUUCACUCAGUACACUCAACAAUAAUUGUCAGUCAUACAUACUAUCAUAGUUAAUGAUAACCUCUCUAUAUACCAUAUGUUGAUGAUAAUGUAACAAAGCUAAAAAAAUUAAUUUUCUACAUUAAAAUAAUUUAUUCUGCCCAACGCUUCAUGCUUAUCAUCAUGUUUAAUAAUAGACCAGUAGUUCUCCUGUUGAGGGUGUCCGUUGUUGGAUUCACUUCUACAGAUAGUUUGAGUUGUCAAUUAUAAUUAAUCCGCUAUAAUUGUGAUUGAUUUUUAGUUAUAACAACUAAGAUUGGGUGCCAACAUUUUGCCCAUUCAGACUGUGCUUAUGGACGCAACAUUUUGCCCAUUCAGACUGUGCUUAUGGAUGUGGUUGCUUUGGAUAAGUACAAUAAAAAAUAUUAAUUUUUAAUUUGCUGUAUACUGUCAACUGCAGUUAUCUUUGGGUAGAAGUCCCGGGACAUCUCAACAUCUAGAACAGGGGUCUCAAUCUAAAAUCAUCCGGGGGCCGCAGGAGGUAGAGACUGGGCCACAUCAAGUAUUACACAAUUACAAGUAUUACAAAUUCAUUAAACCUUUAUUAAUAACAAAUAAAAAAAUUAAGGGUCCUCAAGAACUAGCCUUCACUUUCUUCCUCUUACUCCUUGUUGCCAGAGAUCUGGCUGCGCUUCUUCUUACACAGUUGAGCAACAUUUGGCUUGAGUGAGAAAGCAACUGAGAUGCUCAGUAUAGCUUGAAGAUGCUCAUCAGUAUGUUUGGCCCUGAAGUUUGACUUGUUAAAGUUCAUAGUGGAAAAGAGCUUUUCACACAGAUAGGUUCUCCCAAAGAAGCCACAUGAUCCACUUAAACAACCUGCAAAUCUUAGGGAAGAUUGAGGGCAAUGCUCUCAUAAAUUGUCCAUGCUUGUCUGUUUUUCCAUUCAUCUCCCUGAACUUAGAAUUGCACUGCAGAUCAAUUAGCUCCAUUUGAAGCCCAAAGGGGUGGGAAGGUGGGGGGGGGGGGUUGCAUCUUCCAAAUUGAAGAGGAAAUGGUCAGCAAAAAGUUGAAAAGUAAGUUACUCUGUCUGUUUUGAAGUCUAAAAACAUGUGAAAAAAUUCUUCCUGUAGCUUUGCAAUGGCAUCAGUAUACUUACUACUGAAGGGUGUUUGGGGGGGGAGGGGGGGGGGGGGGGGGGUUGCAUCUUCCAAAUUGAAGAGGAAAUGGUCAGCAAAAAGUUGAAAAGUAAGUUACUCUGUCUGUUUUGAAGUCUAAAAACAUGUGAACAAAUUCUUCCUGUAGCUUUGCAAUGGCAUCAGUAUACUUACUACUGAAGGGUGUUCCCGAGUCCAUGAGUACUUUCCAUGUAGGGAAAUGGCAGAGGUUUUUCUAAGAAUCAUAACACAAGUUUUGUGCAGAAUGCCCUGACAUUGUCAUUGGCAACACUGACAAGCUACCCCUGGUCUUGUAACUUCUUGUUGAGAACAAUCAGCUCCUAUGUAAUGUCAACAAGAAAAGCCAAGUCCAUGAGCCAUUUGGGAUCACUUAGUACAGGAACAAACACCCCAUCCUUCUCCAUGAAGGCUUUUAAGUAAAACGUGUUCAAACAGUAGGCAGGGGCAGGCAAUAUUUAUGAAUUAUUGAUGCGAUGGAAGAUGCUAUUGUAGGGGGAAUAAAUUUUUAUUUUUUUAUCGAAAAAAAGGUCUUUUAGACUAACCCUAUUUUGAAAGUGACCAAGCUGACAGGCUCGGAAUUUUUCUCACUCGUAAACACUAGCAGCAAUUUUAAUAGGGAUUCUUUGAUACUGUGUCAUGUUGCAACGAUUUACACAAUUAUGAUUGUGCAUUACCCACUAACUGACUUUUUAAAUGUUUCUCAAAACCGCACUUUGGCCAUAUGUUUGUCUCAUAAAAUGCUAUGAAAUAAAAACUUUAAGUCCGAUUUUUUACAACACUUUUUAACAUUAUAAUCAAUUUCUAAAUCUAAACAAACAAAAUGCAAAUCAGAACUAGAGUAGUUGGUGAGAUUCUACUGAAACAUUCGCUGAUCAUCACAUUAUAGAUAUAAGAAUGGGGAAAAUGCGCGGGGCGCAUUAAUAAUAAACUUUUCUGUCAUGUAGCAUGCCCCAAAAUAUCAUCUUGUGGGCCGCAAAUGGCCCACGAGUUUGAGACCUCUGAUCUAGAACAUUUGAGUAAGAUUUACAUUAAUUGAAAACAGGUACAGCAAAACCUGGCUUGGCAGCUCAAGGAGUUGUUUGAAUUAAUUUAUGAUUUUAAAAUUAUUUUAAUUACUGCAUACAAUAAAAGUCAUUUUAAAACUGUCCACAUAAUUAAAAAAUAAAAUGGUGUAUGCUCAGAUAAUGGUGCUUAAUUUCGGUUUUAAUAAGUUAGAAUUUAGUUAAGACUGGCUUACUUUGUGAAAUAAAGAAAUAACCAGGAAAUAAAUAAUACAUUUUCAACUAAAUGUAGGCCGAGUUUGGUGGGUAACUUCCUUGACAGAGCGCGGGGAAGGGCGGGGGCGCCUGUUUGCUCAAUGCUGCCAUAUUCUAGCAUUUACAAGUAAAUAGCAGCAUCAAAUACCAGGAAUAGAAAUAUCGUGUCUAUGGAAGGUAGAUUUCUGUGUAUUUUAAGUUAGGGGGAAAUCCUAACUGGUUUACCAGGGAUGGGAAUUUUAUUUUUUACUCUACUGUACAACAUUUAUGUAACUGGAGUCUGACUGUAUGGACACAUUCAAAUCAUGUUGAUGAAAACAUAAUUAUCUCAAGAGUUGGGAUAUAUCAGAAAUCAUAUGGGGUUGUUCUUUUGGAUAAUAAAUGAAGUACUGAAAUAAAUGUGUUAGGUUAGGCAUUACAUAAAGUUGUGUUUAGGCUGAAAGCUUGCAAGGUGGAUGUGCUAAUGGGUUUAUCAGACGUCUCAUACAUUUGUGCUUUCAUUAAUACAUGGACUAUAAAAGAAAAAAAUAUUUGGAUUAAUUUAUUUUUAAUGAGUUAAUCAUGCCAGAAUUUGGGGCACGGUGGCAAAACUUGAGUAGGAUAUGAAAUAUGUUUAUGCAGAAUUAGAAAUGCUUUUGUUGGAAAUUAAAUAUUUUUAUUGUAAGCUCAUUUAGUACAGUAACAUGGAGGAGGCACACGGAAAGCAAUUGGAAUGUACAUAAUUUAAUUUUUUUUAAAUGUUUUUAUUUCCAAAUGACUCAACAAGAUUUCAAAGAUGACUUUCAUUAAUUUGAAUGCUCACUUCUCUUCCAAUGUUUACAGUUCGAGCAGUGAUCCUUAAAUUAGGACAGCACAUUUUUGGCUCUAAUUGACUUAGAUCAGGAAAGAUAACUGAACUUUUAAAGAAUUGAACUAGCUGAGAUUUUAUCUGAAAACAGAUUAUUUCCAGAAUGGAAGAAGAGCUGAACUGGAGGCAUUAUUUGAAUCCUGAGCACUAUGAUGUCCCGCUUCAUGCUCUCCGUUACACUGUUAGCAAGCAAAUGUCUCUGCAUUUGGAUCAAGAUGCAGUAAUUCACGAUGGCAUAAUUCCAAACUUUGGAGGUCUAGCAGAACUCAUUGGAUUUAGUGGCCUUGAAAUUUCAGUAAGCUGAAAACCUUAAUUUUUUUUUUACAUCCUUUUAUACAUGAAACUUUAGUAUUUUUUAUGUUAAUUUCAUUUAAUUUAAAGAAAAGAUUUCAUAUUUUAAAAAAUUAUCAAAUAAUUCUGUUGAAAAUAUAUUAAAAUAGAUUUCGACGAUUUGUAUGCCUUGCUCAUAAUAAAAUGCCAUAAAUCAGAGUUUUCAUAACUUUACGUAAAUCAUUUCAUUUUCUUCUACCAGCUGUCGCAGCAAAAAAUUAAAAACCAUGUCACUUUUAGGUUUGGUGAUUCUUCUUGGUUAUAAUUAACCAUUCAUUAAUCAAACCUAUUCUAAAAUAAAUUCCAAUAGGCUUUUGAAAGAGCAGAGAGUCCCACACAAAAACUUUUGUCAGAAUGGAAAUUUCAGCCUCACUUGAAACCUACUGUAGGAAGGUUAAUUGAAUUCUUGGCCAAGUUGGGCAGAGAAGAUGUCCUCACAGACUGCAAUAACAAAAUUCGUAUGUGUCUCUGUUUAAGUUUCUAAAAAUUUAAGAAUAAAUUUGGACAAUAGGUUGUACAUUUGGACUAUUGGUAAUAUAGUUUAAAUACUUGCUAACAUUUGAACAAUAGUAAAUAAGGUUAAAUUGAUAAAAUAUUAAAAGCUGAAAAUGUUUGAUUUUUUUAACUUUUAUAUCUCACCUGCUAAGGAUAUUUCUUAAGCAAAUCAAAAGGUGGAUGCAAUUUCUAUAAAACAAAUAUUUAAAAAUUUAAGAAAUCAUUUUUUUGGCCACACACAUAUAACUUUUUUUUUUGUGUAUGUAUAUUUUUAAACAAAUAUAAAAAAUAUCUAAUCAUACACCUAUAAUAAUUAUGAAAUAAUAAAUUGAUGGAGGGGCUAGAUGUCAAGCUCACUUGAAAGAAUGAAUAAAUUUAAGAUAAACACUCCAUUAUAUAUUCUUAAUUUAAAUAAUUUGUCAUUUAAUCUCAUCACUUCCUCUAUAUUAGAUAAAAAACAUUAAUUUUAAUUUUUUUUAAAAACAGAGUCAGAAAUAAGAGAUUUUUUAAACAAAAAAGAUUUCGAUUUACAGAAAGCUCCCAUCCAAGAUGAAACAGGUAAAUUUCCUUAAUUUCCUGUUAGAUCUUAUAACAAUUAUCCUUGCCAACUGUUAUGCAGCUUCGUUAUUUCCAUCACUUUUUCACUAUUAGCUCAUCCGUCGAAAUAGAUCAUUCAUUUCAGCCAUUGGAUUUGUGCUGAUUCUGAUUCUGCCUGUGGGUGCACUGAUGGUUGAUGAGACAGAUUUUUGCAAAAAAUGUUCUUGUGCAGUAGGUGCAAAGGGAGGAUGGGACAUCUCCAUGUGCAGAGUUUACCAGGGCUUUUCUGGCUUGCCUUUUUGCUCUGUGGGCUUUUUUGCUCUGCAGCUACUGGUUCUUUUGGGUUCAAGUUGUAUGGAGCCUUUGGGUAAAGAGACACAACAUAAUGCUUGAAUCUUUGCCAAAUCUUACCAUGUUUUCUGGUUUAUAUCAAACGCUUUCAUUGAAGCUUUUAUAUUGUCUUUAAAGCAUUGACUCUGCCCAUCAGCAAACUGCCUUCCAUACUUGCGCUCUCCAUAAAUAAUUAUUUUGAGCUAGUGGUCAUCUGAGAUUCUUAAAACAUGUCCUGCCCAUUGAGGCUGGGACUGCAUUAAAAUGGUAAAGAUGCUGGGGGAGACCUGCCUGUGCGACUACCAAUGUGAAAGUUGCCUGAAAGGGGUUCAACUUUCCCGCAUGGCCUUGGUGUACUGUACAUGUUUCACAGGCAUAAAGAAGCAUAGGGAGCACAGCCACCCUGUAGACUUUUAGUUUAGUUUGAGUUCUGAUACCUCUCCUGGUCUAUAUAUUCCUAGGCAUUUUGCCAUAGGUUGCAUGGCUAUUGCAAUAGGAAUGUUAACCUUAGCAUCAAUAGUUGCUUUUUGGAACAGCGUGCUGCUAAGGUCGGAGAAGCUGUUCACCACUUUAAGCCUUUUCCCUUAUACAUUGAAUGUUGGGUUCACUGUUAGGUUUUAUUACUGCCAUGUAGGUUUUAUUACUGCCAUGUUUACAUCACUGUUUUAUUAUUAAUAUUUUGGGCUUAUUUUCCAGUGUCACAAGGCCCUGGCUAUGAAAUCAUUCCAGAUCAAAUUACUGUAGAAGAUGGUAAGGAGAUGAUUUUUUAUUUCAGUGCAGUUACGUUAAGCAUAUUUCCAAUUUAUCUGUUAUUUCUGUUUCUUAAAUAUUAAAUUUUUAUUUAGUCAUUAACAAUUGAACUUUUUCAAAAAAAUAUAAUAUCAGAAUUCUGUCAUGGUUUGAUUUAGUGACAUCAAUGGACAGGUGGGUGGAUUGGUCAGCUUUGUUUUAGUUGAAAAGCUACAGGUGAUUGGGAAGGAGUAACACAAAGUAAGCGAAAACUUAUAACCAAAAGAAAAGACAAAACAAAAUAGUUGGCCAAAAGCAAUCUUCAGUUUAAAAAAAACUGUGAGGGACAAGAUAGAAAAAAUGACAUAAAACUAACUCAUUAAAUAGGGUGCCGUGGCUACUCCAGUUUGUUUCUCCUUGGGCUACACAGCAUCCCAACUUAGAAGGGUCAAUCUCAAAUUUUCAUUAUUUUACAGUUAUGACUGGUAAACAGACCAAUUAUGAUGCCUACAUUUGCUUCAAUCCUUAUGGUACAAGUACCAAAGAUCUUGAGUUUGUCCGUGAGCUGAUUGAGCGGUUUGAGAAACCUUCUCAGUACAACAAUCGCAAACCAUUCAAAUUAUUUGUGCCGUCCCGUGACGACUUGCCAGGAUUCAGUGCCCACACAAUCAGUGCCAAGAUUAUAUCUGAAAGGUAACAAGAAUGUUUUAAAAAAAUAAAAGUUUUCAAGUACCAUUUCAAUCACAAGAUCUGUCAUUCCUCUACACAUAAUCACACAAUCAGUAAGUUGUGAAUCCAGCAAAUUUUGAUAGAUUGCAAGCCACCUAAAGACUAAGCUGAGUAACACUUUUUUUUAGCUCAGUUGUGUUCUGCGAGCUGAAGAUUCCCAUAAAAGCACUGCCCCCAUAAAAUUAAAAUAAUGUUUUUAAAAACAUAAAAAUAACCAGCAAUAACAAUGUUUUAAUUAAUUUUUUUAAAAAUUCAGUCCAUUCAGAAACAGCAAUAAACAGCAAUAAACAGAAAUAAACAGAAAUAAACAGUAUGCCAGAGCGCUCCCUCAAACCCCAUGGGUAGGGAACUCAUUUAGUGCUACAAAAAAUCUCUUUCAUACAUUACUUAGUAUUCUACACUUUUUUUUAAAAUGGUGAUAUGAAAAGACAAUUAUCAAAAAUUUUCUGUUGACAGAUGCAGACAUAUGAUUGUGGUGCUAAGCUGUAACUUUCUCCAAAGUGAGGCAUGUGAAUUUCAGAGUGCAUUUGCCCAUUCAUUAUCCCCAGGUAUAUUAUUUAAUAUAUUUGAUGUUUUACAAUGUUAGUUUUAUCUUAAAGGGAACAUUUUCCAGGUCAUUUUUGCAAAUCCUCAAAAUGUUUGAUUGAUUUAGACUUGAAUGAUUUAGACUUGAAUGAUUUAGACUUGAAUGAUUUAGACUUGAAUGAUUUAGACUUGAAUGAUUUAGACUUGAAUGAUUUAGACUUAGACUUGAAUGAUUUAGACUUGAAUGAUAUAGACUUGAAUGAUUUAGACUUGAAUGAUUUAGACUUGAAUGAUUUAGACUUAGACUUGAAUGAUUUAGACUUGAAUGAUUUAGACUUGAAUGAUUUAGACUUAGACUUGAAUGAUUUAGACUUAGACUUGAAUGAUUUAGACUUGAAUGAUAUAGACUUGAAUGAUUUAGACUUGAAUGAUUUAGACUUGAAUGAUUUAGACUUAGACUUGAAUGAUUUAGACUUGAAUGAUUUAGACUUGAAUGAUUUAGACUUAGACUUGAAUGAUUUAGACUUAGACUUGAAUGAUUUAGACUUGAAUGAUAUAGACUUGAAUGAUUUAGACUUGAAUGAUUUAGACUUGAAUGAUUUAGACUUAGACUUGAAUGAUUUAGACUUGAAUGAUUUAGACUUGAAUGAUUUAGACUUAGACUUGAAUGAUUUAGACUUAGACUUGAAUGAUUUAGACUUGAAUGAUAUAGACUUGAAUGAUUUAGACUUGAAUGAUUUAGACUUGAAUGAUUUAGACUUAGACUUGAAUGAUUUAGACUUGAAUGAUUUAGACUUAGACUUGAAUGAUUUAGACUUAGACUUGAAUGAUUUAGACUUGAAUGAUUUAGACUUGAAUGAUUUAGACUUAGACUUGAAUGAUUUAGACUUGAAUGAUUUAGACUUGAAUGAUUUAGACUUGAAUGAUUUAGACUUAGACUUGAAUGAUUUAGACUUGAAUGAUAUAGACUUGAAUGAUUUAGACUUGAAUGAUUUAGACUUAGACUUGAAUGAUUUAGACUUAGACUUGAAUGAUUUAGACUUGAAUGAUUUAGACUUGAUUGAAGGAGGUGCUCUUAUAAAGGAAAUAGCUUGUGUGUAACUUUGGCACUGUUUCAGUUACUUUAGAAACCAUCAAAGGCUAACAUUCUUUGCCUUUUGAAUUUUAAGUCAGAUGAUAUUAUGGAGUUGAUAAACAAUAAAGGCUUUUCCUAUUUUGAAUGUCUUGGAAAAGAUUAGUUCAUUCCAGGAAUUUAGGAGAAAUAUUUUUGCAAUUUUUAUUUUGCAGGCAAAUCAUGUGUAUUUAAUUGAAUUUGUAGCAUCAAGUGUGUACAUUGGAAUUUUGAAAGAAAUGAUUUUUAAAAAAAAUAUCUUGUUAGUCAAAUUGGUCAAGAUAGCCUCAUAAAAAGAUUGCUGUACAUAUUGUGGGAAAAUUUUAAAAAAACAUGAUAAAAUCCAUCAGUAUGGACCAUGCAAUGAUAACUGUUAGAAAGAAAACAUGUUACAACCGUACAAUGCCAGACAGAAUCUUUCCACCAUUAGCUAUGCCCUUAUGAAGAUCUCCCUUUGUCUAAUAUAGAAUAUUUCCACUACUAGUGAACCCUUAUCGAGAGCUUCCUUUGUCUAACAAAGAAUCUUUCCACCAUGAGCGACACCCUUAUCAAGAGAAUCUCUCCACCAUUUUCAAUUCCCUUAUCAAGAGAAUCUUUCCACCACUAAUGACACCCUUAUCAAGUGCUCCCUUUGUCCAAUACUCACUUAUUCUGGCAGUAUUUCAAAAGAAAAAUAUGCAAAAUUGUUUUUUUUUAAAAAAUCAUUCAAUUAUAUUCCUAUUUCUGUGCAGGUGCCAGGAACAAAAGAAUAGUUCCCAUCAGGAUUGAGGAUUGUCAAGUUCCCAACAUCCUGAGAAUAAUGGCCUGUUGUGAUUUCACAAAGAAGGAUUUGUGGGACUGGUCUUGGCAAAGAUUGGCAAAGUCUAUCACUGUGCCUCUUAAUCCUGAUGAUUUUCAGGUAAGUGAAUUAACACAUUCUAGUCAACAUUUGUACUGUUAACAAUAUUUUGAUAGAUGAAUUAAAAAACAGUUUCUUUUAUCUGGUAAAAUUGCUGUACCGAAGUAUUUUAAAUGUUACUGAAGUCAGUCUCAUUUCUGUCUUGAAUUGGGACAUCUCCAUAGAUAAAUAAUGUCCCAUUUACUUCAGUUAAUAUGACAAACUACAUAUUCAGCAUCCCAAACAAAUACUGCAAAACCUAACAGUGGAGUCAUUUGAAAUGUUCAGAAGUAUAUUGUUAAAGUGCUUAAGAGCCAGAAUUUGCCUUGAUGCAGAUGUAACGAUCAAGACACGCCUGACAGCAGUGCGUGGUGUAACCAUUACAUUGUAUUGACACAAGGACAAGUUCUGCCUGUUAACAAUUUCAUUUUUAUAUCCUUUUCAAUUUCUGCAGCUCGCAGGUGAAAGUGCAUGUCAGAGCUUUCAACUGACAAGAUCUGGUUCUCCGAGUCCAGACUCUGGCUUCUCUAGUGUAUCAGUAAGUUAUCAGACUUUAUCAGAGUUUUAUUAUGAUUGAUACCAUGGUCGGCUUUAAAAUUAAGUUCAUGAUGUGAAGUUUUUUUUGUCUGCCGAUUUUAACCCAUGGGUUUUUACUCCCAGUCCUGAAAAUCCUUUAUGAAUUAAACAACAUUGACAUUAUACCUUGCCCUGCUCCAAGAGCCGGAACACCCAGUAUGCACAUCUGAAUGGUCAGUUUAGGGCAUUUUUUUUUAUGUGAGGUAAAAAAAUAUUUUUUGAUAUGUGUUCUGUUUAAACAAAAUAUAAUUAUGGAUAAAUGAACAUUGAUUCACAAAUAUUUUACAAGUCUCCCAAAAGUGAUAGACCCACAUGUUUUAUUGUAUACAAUGAUAAGAUACAGAAUUGAUUAAACAGAACCGGACCCAAUUGAGGAUGUAGUUACACAGAAUGACAAAUUGGACCAAAUUGAGGAUGUAGUUACACAGAAUGACAAAUUGGACCAAAUUGAGGAUGUAGUUACACAGAAUGACAAAUUGGACCAAAUUGAGGAUAAUUGAGGAUGUAGUUACACAGAAUGACAAAUUGGACCAAAUUGAGGAUGUAGUUACACAGAAUGACAAAUUGGACCAAAUUGAGGAUGUAGUUACACAGAAUGACAAAUUGGACCAAAUUGAGGAUUUAGUUACACAGAAUGACAAAUUGGACCAUAUUGAGGAUAUAGUUAUACAAAAUAACAAACUGGACCAUAAUGAGGAUGUAGUUACACAGAAUGGCAUACUAGACCAUAUUGAUUAUGUCAUAAUACAGAAUGACAAAAUGGACCAUAUUGAGGAUGCUAUAACAGUAGAAUUUGCUUUAAAAAAACAAAACAAAACAUUAAAAAAAUGUUUUUUCAUAAACCAGGUGUGUGCAAGCGUUACGUCAAGAGGACUUAAAAAUUCAAUAUAUUCAAUAUUAAUAUCCCUUGAUUACUAAUAAAUCAAUACAUGAAAGACAAUGUAGCUAAAGCUAUUUUUAACUUUUUAAACUGAUUCUUUUUUAGAUCCAUCUCUUGCUCUAGCUUAGCCAUUUCAAUUUCAAAACAUCAACAAUUUAUCUGGUAAAUGAUGCUGGAAUUAGAUCCAACUCUAUCUCUAGCUUAGACAUUUCAAAACAUCAACAAUUUAUCUGGUAACGGAUGAUGGAAUUAGAUCCAACUCUAGCUCUAGCUUAGACAUUUCAAAACAUCAACAAUUUAUCUGGUAAAGGAUGGUGGAAUUAGAUCCAUCUCUUGCUCUAGCUUAGCCAUUUCAAUUUCAAAACGUCAACAAUUUAUCUGGUAAAGGAUGGUGGAAUUAGAUCCAACUCUAGCUCUAGCUUAGACAUUUCAAAACGUCAACAAUUUAUCUGGUAAAGGAUAGUGGAAUUAGAUCCAACUCUAGCUCUAGCUUAGACAUUUCAAAACAUCAACAAUUUAUCUGGUAAAGGAUGGUGGAAUUAGAUCCAACUCUAGCUCUAGCUUAGACAUUUCAAAACGUCAACAAUUUAUCUGGUAAAGGAUGGUGGAAUUAGAUCCAACUCUAGCUCUAGCUUAGACAUUUCAAAACGUCAACAAUUUAUCUGUUAAAGGAUGGUGGAAUUAGAUCCAACUCUAGCUCUAGCUUAGACAUUUCAAAACGUCAACAAUUUAUCUGGUAAAGGAUGGUGGAAUUAGAUCCAACUCUAGCUCUAGUUUGGAGAUUUCUAAAGAGAAAAACUGAAUCACCCAUGUUUUUGUUUUCCCAACGUAAUUUGCAAAUACUGUGCACUGUGCUGUACUUAAAAUCAUGUGAUUGUAGAUAGCAACAUUUGUUAAGAUCCGGUCAAUGUCGAUAACAUAAGCAGUGCCAAUGUAUCUGCUUUGGCAUGUAACAUAAAGAGUGGUUUUGCAGCGCAUAAUAAGCUUUCUCACGUUCUGUUAUUUACAAAACACUUGUUUGAUGAUGCAAUUUCAGUGGUAAAUUUAAAGAUAAUGUUUCAGAAAGAAUGAAUUUGGCUUGUCCAAGUGGCGCUUCAGUUAACAGGACCAAGAGGAACACUAACCCAAGUGUGGGUUCAAGAAUUUCUAAUCAAACAAAAGCCUCAACCCUUUCAUUACCGCUGGUGUUGGGGGGUUGGGGGGGGGGGCAAUCAAUUUUUGAUGACUCAGCAAUAAAAAAGUUUUAAAAAAGAAGAAACUUUUGGUAGUUUUCAUGCUCUAUCCACUGUCCACUGUCCGAUUGGCUUAUUAACUUCUCUAUAGUUUUAGGAAUAAAGAAGUAUCUAGCACUGAAAUAAGACGUCGACGUGACGUCCUUAGUAUUUCAGAAAAGUUCUUUGCCUCUUUGUUAUGACGACAAUGUGACGUCCUUGGUAAUUGAAAGUGGGUGGUCGUUGCAUCGAGUUGACGUCAUCGGUAACGAAAGAGUUAAUUUUUGGGUAGAAGAGGAGAAUGAGUAGAGGUGUUGAAUUUUUUUACAAUUUUGUUUGUCCAUGUAACAGUCUCUUUAACCUUUGACAUCCUUAAGUCAUUUACAGAGCAUUGAUUUGCUUUACUUCACAACUAGACCAAAGUUAAUUUUUUUAACAAUUUUUAAAAUUACAUUUGCAGCUAAUGAUGGAUCAAAGAAUAGUUAGAAACAUAUCAGAACCUGAAUUCUGGCUCAUUUCUUUUAUUAAGAUCAUAUAGCAAUAAAAUCCCAACAUAUUUUCUUAUCAUUCCUCUUUCCACCUACUUGCAGCGAUCACGGUCAGGGAGUCAGUACAGUAACAUCACAUCUCAUAUGGCAGGUAAAUAGUUAAAUAAUCCUUUGGUAUGUUCCAUAUUGGACAUGCUACUGGAGCAAAAUUAACUACCAUUUUAAAAAUUAUUUUUUAUUCGUUUGAUAAAAUCCAUGUGUGCAAUUAAUAUUAUGAGCUAUUUAAAUCUGAAAACAUAUAAGGUUCAUCAGGGUUGGUUAAUUAUAAAAAAAUACACCCCCCCCCCCGAUAAAUCUUUGAUCUGACAAUGGUUGGUCCUCAUGUACCCCAGGUAUGUAUGGACAAUGGUUGGUCCUCAUGUACCCCAGGUAUAUAUGGACAAUUAAAAAAAAACACCCCCCCCCCCCCCGAUAAAUCUUUGAUCUGACAAUGGUUGGUCCUCAUGUACCCCAGGUAUGUAUGGACAAUGGUUGGUCCUCAUGUACCCCAGGUAUAUAUGGACAAUGGUUGUCCUCAUGUACCCCAGGUAUAUAUGGACAAUGGUUGUUCUCAUGUACCCCAGGUAUAUAUGGACAAUGGUUGGUUCUCAUGUACCCCCAGAUAUAUAUGGACAAUGGUUGGUCCUCAUGUACCCCAGGUAUAUAUGAACAAUGGUUGGUCCUCAUGUACCCCAGGUAUAUAUGUACAAUAGUUGGUCCUCAUGUACCCCAGGUAUAUAUAAACAAUGGUUGGUCCUCAUGUACCCCAGGUAUAUAUGUACAAUAGUUGGUCCUCAUGUACCCCCAGGUAUAUAUGGACAAUGGUUGGUCCUCAUGUACCCGCAGAUAUAUAUGAACAAUGGUGCCCUUUUUGAGAGUCCCUGAUUUUAUCAGUGUUGUCAUUGUGGGAUUAAAAACAUGAGACCCCCAGUCAUGUUUUUUGCAUACAAGGUUUUACCAUCCUAUUCACUAUUGUAUGUUCUGCUAGAUUAGUAAAUUCUUAAAGCGUUCAGGCCAGCAAAUAUGACUGACAUAAACAUUUCAAAAUGCACUUCAUUCACUUCAUUUUUUUCUGUACAAUUAAAAGUUCAAAUAAUUUUUUAUUAUGUGAGUGUAAAAAUCUCUUGUCUGUGACCAGGGUCAAGCUCGUCUUUAAACAUGGAACCCGAUCCACCCAAAAAGGCCCACUCCAGCCCAAAUCUACUGAAAAAGGUUACAGGAAAGUUCAAGAAAUCAAAGGACAAGCCAGCCACAAGUUCUUUUUAAAUGAACGAUUUUUGAGUGUUGACCAUUGACUUAACAAAUGUGGACCAAAAAUUUGUUGAUCUGAAAGGGGCCAGGACUGAACAGUUUGUUCUGUUAGAACCUGAUGGGUAAACAUUUGAAGCAAUGUAUGUAGUGUAGUGGUGAACAGAUUCAGAAUAAGGGUGAUUUGUGUCAGUUGGCCUGAGCCUCAGAGUCUCUGGGUACUCUAAUUUACACAUGAAUCUAUUUUUAACUAUUGAAUGAUCAGCCUAUAACAUUCUAAAUUUUGCAAAAAGAGAUAUUCUGUCUUUGCAAUAAUGAUUUUUUUUUUAUUAAAGUGUAAAUUUUAGAAAUGUCAAAUCUAAACAUUUUUAUGACUUUGUUUUGAGGGCUGAGAUGCUUUUAAUAAUACACAAGAAAAUGCCUUUUGAGAGAACUAGGUGAUGGUGGUUCCCCUAGUUUACUUCCAGUCUUUAUAUAUAAGUUAUAGUUCUGUAUCUACAUAGCUGAUAUAAGGAUAGAUCUUUGUAUAUAUUUUAUUCAAUUUGUCUUAUUUUUUUAUUUAAAUUUAUUGUGAAAUAAAUUUUUUAAUAAAAUUAAAAUGAAGCGAAACUGAAAAUGAUUUGACCCAAUUAGGCACGCAAAGGUUGUUUUCUCAUUGGUUUAUUUUUUAGUUUUUAAAAAAAUUAUUUUCCCUGCGUUCUGGUUGCUGUCUUCUUAAUUGUUUGAUAAUUUAUUGAAAGUAAUGUUAGGAAGACUUUAAGGCGUACCAACAGAGAUUUCAUAUUAUCAUCACUAAGAGUGAGACAUGUGGACCAUGGUGAUGAAUGACGUCCACCCAACAUUGUAUUUUUUAUUUAUAAAAGAAAUGUUCUGUUCUUUAAUUCUAAAAGACUUUUUUUUCUUUCAGUGAGGAUCCCAGUCCCCCACCCCCGUUAAACUAUUAUUUAAAUUCAAUAAAGAAAAGUGUAAAAAAAUUACUGGUUUAGCUAUUAUUACAUUUUAACACGGCUUGCAGAUAUUUUUUGUUGGUUUAGAAAUUAGAUGUAGCAGGUUCAUUUUUUUCAUCAAGACUGGAACAUAUGUCUGUGUAUAUCCUGAACUUUGGAAAUCUAAUGUUACCAGAUUUCAAGCAAAUUCAGUUUAACAUUAUUUGGAUCUGUCAUCAUUGUGUUAUCUUCCUGUGAUAAUCAAGUGAGGGUUGGAUAAGUUUCAUCUUCCUCCAUUUAAUUUUUAAAUUCAAAAGCUAAACAAAAUUGUCACAUGAAGUUUAAUAUCGAUCAAUAUUUUAACCAAAUUUUAAUGAGCUGUUGAACUUCAAGGGUUAUUUAACAAUAAUACAAUAAUAUAUUACCACUGGAAAUUUGUUUCUGUUCCAGUUUUCUUGGACGUAGCUUUUAGGCUGCAGCCUUCAAUAUAAAUAAUAAUGAUGAUUAUGCAAUGCCCAACUGUCAUGUUUUGUUUCCAUGUGGGUUUCCCUAAACAAACUUUGUUGAGAUCUUAAAAUCUAGGUCAUAUUGGUUAGAAGGCUACCAGGAAGUCUAUUAUAUAGGCCUGUGGGUUAUAUUUAGUGUUCACCUUAGCUGUUCAUGAGGCACAUCAAAUGGCUGGGGUCGUAAAUAUAAUCUGAUAUAUUAUCUUAAGGAUUGGUCUUGGAUCACUUCCAGGAUAUAUUGAUAAGGACAUGGAUACAAAGGGUCAACACACAUCCUGGUAUGAUAAUUUUUGUAUGCAUGACAAAGGAUUCAGUCUCUGCAUCAAAGAGUGUGCAAACCGUUUUUAAUUAUUUUUUUAUUGAUGCAGCCCACUGAUGAAUAAUCUAAUUGUAGAUAAAUCACAGGUUGUCUCAGCCUCUGGUCAUGACCCCCCAGGUUGGUGCACCACUGCUCUAAAAUGCAUGUGUUCCACCUGCUGUUUUGAGUAUACACAAUGAUCAUACCUAGGAUCUCAUUCAGCCAAUUGUCAUACAUCUUUCAUGGGAAAAACUAUUCAAGCAUGAUUAUUUUAUUAUAGGAAACCUCUGUACAUAAAAGUUUGACCUAAGUAUAUAAAAAAUGGUGCACAUUCUAGUUGUAAUUUUAUUAGUUACAAGAAAGUGAAAUUAUCUUAAAACUUUGAUAAUUUUUUUCUACUGAAAUGGUUUAUUAAAAAAGUAUUUUUUUAACUUGGGAAGAAUAAAAAGAACAAAAUAAUUUGUUAAAAUAUUAUUGUUAUGAAAAGCUAUGUUGACAUUUUGUUGCUUUGCUACUGCUAAAUGAAAUGAAUUUUUUUUUCUUGACAAAAAAAAAAAAAGCACUUGAUAUCCCUAUCAAAAUAGUGCUUAGCCAUGCCAGAAGUGUUAAAAUUACUCAAGGAUAGCAACACUUGACAAUCAUUCCUGGAUGUUUUUGUUAUUUUUCCUUUGAUGGCAGGACAUAGUGAGUGAGGUUUAAUUAGUGCUUUCUUAUAAUAUGUAUGAGUCAUUCCUGGACACCAUUGAGUACAUUGUUGUCCAACAGCCAUGUUUUAUUCUAUGAAUGUGGCAGUAGGACCGCGCCAAUGGAGAUGAAUGUACAACAAAAUUUGUUUGAGUUUUUUGUGUUGAGCUUUACUUAAAUGUGAUACCCUUGUUGUCAUGAAAAAGAUUGUUUCCUCAUACUAAGGCCUAAGGCAAACAUUUCACUAUAAGCCCUGUGUUAUAUGUUGCCUUACUGCUUAAAAUAUAUCAUUAUUUUUAAGAGCAUUAUAUUAAAUGCUGUAUGAUACUGCUGUGAAGAAAUAAAUUUUUUUUAGGCCAUCUUGUAUUUAUUGUUUAAUUGUUAAAUUUCAUCUGAAAUUUCUGUAAGUGUUUAAAAGUAAUAUUAAGAGCUGACUUAGAUACUCAGGUACCAGUAUUCAAACAUGAGGGGGAAUUUUUUGUCUUUAGUUGUUCUUUUGAAAUUAUACAUAAAUCAAAUGAAUUAUAUUUUUUCAGGUUUUAUAGAUUGUAAGUAAAGUAAGUAAAAAUUUAAUUUAUUUAUCAAAAUUUGCAAAUAAAUGGCAAAAAUAUGCACUUUACUGGGAGUAAAAGAAUAAAUUAAACAAUUUAACAUGAGUGCUUUAUACAGAUUUAAAUAUGUGCAAAUUAUUUUAAACAGCUUGUUACAAAAGGAAGCAAUUACUAAAUUACUUAUGUCUCAUGAUACUAGUAAAAAAGAAACCUUAUAAAAAAGGUUUCAACAAGGUUUCCUAACCUGGGAUCGUCUGGCAUUUCUGGGGGUGGGAGGAAAAGUGAUCAUGAAAAGGGAGAAUCCGUUUACUUUAAUCCAACGAUAUAAAUGUUUAAAUAUUUUCUAAUUUCUUUACAAUCACAGAUUUCUUUUCUAAGUUCUGAAGGUCUCUUAGUUAUUCAAUAAUUAAAAAAAAGAAAAGAAAAAGAAUUCCAUUUUUUUCCAAUUGUAAACAGCAUUGUUGUAAGAGGGUGCAAACUUAGUCCAUCAAUUUGUAGUUGGUGCAGAAUAUUUAAAAGGUUGGGAAACCCUGGUCUUAGAAUGUCAGGCUUGCAUUUUUAUUUUUUUCUCUAAAUAAAUUUGAAACUUUAAGAUUCAUCCGACACAGACGUAACUUAAGAUUCAUCUGACACAGACAUAACUUAAGAUUCAUCUGACACAGACUUAACUUAAGAUUCAUCUGACACAGACUUAAGAUUAAUCUGACACAGACUUAACUUAAGAUUAAUCUGACACCAACUUAACUUAAGAUUCAUCUGACACAGACUUAACUUAAGAUUCAUCUGACACAGACUUAAGAUUCAUCUGACACAGACUUAACUUAAGAUUCAUCUGACAAAGAUUUAACUAAAGAUUCAUCUGACAUAAAUUUAAAUUAAGAUUCAUCUGACAUAGAUUUAACUUAAGAUUCAUCCGACACUGAAAUAGAUUUAACUUUUCGACAUUUUGAGUUUAUGGCACAUUUAUGAACAUGAAAAAUAAACAUUACAUAGUACAUCAACAAAAUCCACAUUUGAGAACCACUACUCCAAUCUAUGGUAAUGUAUUUAUCAAUAAAAUAUGCAUUUACAUGACUAUAAAUUAAAAGUAUAU
Lymnaea stagnalis (great pond snail) is the source of this 20246-nucleotide messenger RNA. The record is from the annotation of a GenBank genome assembly. Lineage: Eukaryota; Metazoa; Mollusca; Gastropoda; Lymnaeidae.